Messenger RNA from Staurois parvus, 366 nucleotides. NCBI's taxonomy places the organism in Eukaryota, Metazoa, Chordata, Amphibia, Anura, Ranidae. The record is from the annotation of a GenBank genome assembly.
CAUUCUUCCUCCACACUCCAGGUCCUUGUGCCUCUCCAUUCUUCCUCCAUACUCCGGGUGCUUGGGCCUCUCCAUUCUUCCUCCAUACUCGGGGUCCUUGGGCCUCUCCAUUCUUCCUCCAUACUCGGGGUCCUUGGGCCUCUCCAUUCUUCCUCCAUACUCAGGGUCCUUGGGCCUCUCCAUUCUUCCUCCACACUCCAGGUCCUUGUGCCUCUCCAUUCUUCCUCCAUAUUCGGGGUCCUUGGGCCUCUCCAUUCUUCCUCCAUACUCGGGGUCCUUGAUCCGGGUCUUCCCGUUCUCCCCUCGGUAAGCGGUCUUCCCCGGUCUCCCCGUUCUCCCCUCGGUAAGCGGUCUCCCCGUUCUCCC